AUGGCUGACCUGACCCAAGUUGCGGUGGACUCGCUGGUGAGCGUGCUGUUGACGGCGGUCAAGGAGGAGGCGAAGCUGCUGGGCGGCCUGCAGGGUGAUAUGCAGUUUAUCAAGGACGAGAUGGAGAGCAUCAACGGCUUCCUCAUCCACCUGACCAAGACGGAGGGCAAGCACGACGACCAGCUCCGCGCCUGGAUGAAGCAGGUCCGCGACAUCUCCUACAUCGCGCAGGACUGCAUCGAGCUCUACAGACGCGACUUCAUGGACCCGUCCAGCGCCGGCCUCUGGGCCCGCCUCCGCCGCAUGGUGCUCCGCCUGGGGUGUCCAUGUGGUGAGGAGCACGACCUGGCCAUCAGGAUCCGCGACCUCAAGGCCCGCGUCAAGGACAUCGGCGAGAGACGGGAGCGCUACCAAGUCAGCAUCCCCAAGCUCAAGGAAGAGGAAGCGACGCCCCCGCUGACGCCGGCCGAGGCCCAAGCAAGCCAGGACAAGAUCGACGAGGCCAGAGAAGAAUUUGUACGUGCGCUGGCACGUGACCAAGAGAAACAGGAGAAGAAGAACGAGGCCAUCGGUCUCGUUACUCAAUUUGUACGUGCGUUGGCACGUGACAAGGAAAAGCAGCAGAAGAAGGAGCUCGUCCCAUGUUUUGACGAGGCCAUCCGUCUCCUCCCUUUUAAGGAUCUUCAAUCGGCGGCCACCAAAGUACGUGAUUGCCUCCUUCAAAAUUUGUCGACCGAGGAGAGUGCGGCCAUCUGCAUGGAGAUGCUCCUCCGUGCUCUUCGGGAUCAUAGCCAUGCCCGCCCGGCGGUCCAGAAGACCAAGAAAGAACUGUUGAAAUUAGUGGAUGAAGCGGACACGGACAUCCAAGAUUUUCCCACUCAAGUCAUGAUCUUCUGCUACAGCAAGCUGUCCAGGAGCUACAAGAGCUGCUUGCAGUAUCUCUAUGCCUUCCGCCAUGAAGCCGCCAUCAGCAGGACGAGCUUGGUCAGGCGAUGGCUCGCCGAAGGCCGCGUGGAGAAGCAAGCAGGUUUUGAUGGUACCCUCGAGGAGGCAGCGGAGCUCUGCUUCAAAGAUCUCCUCUUCCGGGGGUUCCUUCUUCCUGUCGACGACCCAGCCACCGCUUCCAGCAAGGUCAAGACCUUCACAAUUGACGACACCGUCUGGCGCUUCCUCUAUCGCAUGUCCACAACGGAGAACUUUGUGGACAACCUGCCGACUCACCUCGAAAACCAGCUUCGCAUCCGGAAAUUUGUGAAACGGCAAGAGGAGCAUCAGAAGAAUCAUCCACGACCACGCCACCCGUGGAGCAUCUGUGGCCGUUGGACGAGGCCUCCGCCGGAUGACAGCAUGGUGGCAGAUCCCGAUCCCAUGGAUGCCAUGAUAAACUUCCUCAAGUCUCUCGGCCAAACCUACCGGCUAAAUGUGCUGGAUCUUGGGGGUUGCAAGGGUCUAAAGACGAGCCACCUCAAGAGCAUCUGCAACAUGGUCUCGCUCAAGUACCUCAGCAUCCGGAACACGGACGUCUCCCGCCUACCCCCAGAGGUCAGCCAUCUCAUACUGCUGGAGACGCUCGACAUCCGGCAAACUAAGGUAUGGGGCCCAGACAUGAAGCACAUUUACCUCCGAAAGCUAAAGCACCUGCUCACCGGCCCGAAGAUGACGACGGAGGAGGAGACAAUCCGCGGGGCAGGGAUGCCUCGCUUGAUCGGAAAGAUGGAAGACAUGGAGAUACUGUCCCGGGUCCAGGUUGAACACGGCAUGAAGGAACUCGAAGAAGUUGGCCGCCUGCUGAAGCUUAGGAAGCUGGGCGUGGUUCUCAUUGGCAGCCAAAGCCAAGCUCAAGACAACAUGGCCAGUCUGCUCCGAGUAAUGACCAAGUUGAGAGAUUGCUUACGCUCUCUCUCAAUAUGGGUCACUCCGCCACCCACAAAUGGCGACCCUAGUAUCACUGUGAAUAUGGUGAUGACACAAGAUUAUGCCCCCAAGUUACUUGAGAGCCUGGAUAUCAGGGGCGUGCGCUUUCUCAACACCGGGUUGCCUCACUGGAUCUGGGCGCUGCAAGAACUCUGUGAGAUUACACUGUGUGACACCUUUCUGUCUAAAGUCUCUCUGCAGGACCUUGGCAACAAGCUCCAUCACUUGCGCCGCCUUCGGCUCCUUCGCAACUCGUACAACGAGCCAAAGCUCACUUUCAGCAAGGAUGGUUUCCAAGACCUCAGGUUCCUCAUCGUCGAGGGCAACACCAUCACCGCCGUCAGCAUUGAACAAGGUGGCGCAGCCCCUUUGCUCAAGAAGAUCGUUUGGCACAACAUGGCCAUCAAUCAGGCGGCGGGCAAACUUUCUGGAAUUCACCACCUUAAGAGGCUGCAAGAGGUGGUGCUCAAGGGCAACUUCACCAACCCGAGCUCCAUUCCACACAACGAUGGGUGCAAAAUAACUGAGGCAUGA
Triticum turgidum subsp. durum (durum wheat) is the source of this 2448-nucleotide messenger RNA. The record is from the annotation of a GenBank genome assembly. NCBI's taxonomy places the organism in Eukaryota, Viridiplantae, Streptophyta, Magnoliopsida, Poales, Poaceae.